Meleagris gallopavo (turkey) is the source of this 1187-nucleotide messenger RNA. RefSeq names its product tropomyosin 4 (gene TPM4). The record is from RefSeq and is a predicted model, not a curated record. NCBI's taxonomy places the organism in Eukaryota, Metazoa, Chordata, Aves, Galliformes, Phasianidae.
AUCUGGGUUUUGUCCAGGGGUCUCCAGGUUUAAAGCUCCCUGCAGCCGCUUCAGCUCAGUUUCCCUGUGACUUGGCUGGGCACGACUUCUUUCUCUGCCCCAAAAACAUAAGGCUUUACCCUUCAGAACUCUUGGUUGUGUGACAAACUCAGCCUGUCCUUUAGCAGAAAUGGAAGCGAUCAAGAAAAAGAUGCAGAUGUUGAAGCUGGACAAGGAGAAUGCAAUUGAUAGAGCAGAGCAGGCUGAAACGGAUAAGAAGGCAGCUGAGGACAAAUGCAAGCAGGUCGAGGAUGAGCUGGUAGCUCUGCAGAAAAAAUUGAAAGGAACCGAAGAUGAGCUGGAUAAAUACUCCGAGGCUCUGAAAGAUGCCCAGGAAAAGCUGGAGCAGGCUGAAAAGAAGGCCACGGACUACCUCGGUCAGGGGACGGGAAAGCGGCGCUACGUUUCAGGCGGAAGGCGAGGUGGCGGCGCUCAACAGACGCAUCCAGCUGGUGGAAGAGGAGCUGGACCGGGCCCAGGAGCGCCUGGCCACAGCCCUGCAGAAACUGGAGGAGGCCGAAAAGGCGGCGGAUGAGAGUGAGAGAGGAAUGAAAGUUAUUGAGAACAGAGCAAUGAAAGAUGAAGAAAAAAUGGAAAUUCAGGAAAUGCAGCUGAAGGAGGCCAAGCAUAUUGCUGAGGAAGCCGACCGCAAAUACGAAGAGGUUGCCCGCAAGCUGGUGAUUCUGGAGGGGGAGUUGGAAAGAGCUGAAGAGCGCGCAGAGGUGUCCGAAGUUAAAUGUAGUGACCUUGAAGAGGAGUUGAAGAAUGUCACAAACAAUCUGAAGUCUUUGGAAGCUCAAUCUGAAAAGUACUCUGAAAAGGAAGAUAAGUAUGAAGAGGAAAUCAAGAUUCUCUCUGACAAGCUUAAAGAGGCUGAAACUCGUGCUGAGUUUGCUGAGAGAACAGUUGCCAAACUGGAAAAGUCCAUUGAUGAUCUGGAAGACGAGCUGUACGCUCAGAAGCUGAAGUACAAAGCAAUCAGCGAGGAGCUGGACCACGCGCUCAAUGACAUGACCUCGCUGUAGUUUGUGCUGCUGCAUCUCUUAUGCUCUUCUUGCCUGUAAUUCCUGCCAUUCUGUGCAGUCCUAAAAGCGAUCCUUCGGUCUGAUCCUUCUCUGUAAAACUCAAUAAAAAUCAGAUCCCUCUAC